ACUUUGCAGAAUUAAAUAAAAAAGAAUUAUGUCUUCCUACCUACUAGACUAUAUAACUUUAACGGGGGCAAAAGGUAGCAACACGCCCAAUAUUAUUAUCCCAGAAUUUCUUUAUUUGGGUGAUGCAAAAACUGCUCGUUGGUUUCCGCACCUUUUAUCUAAUAAAAUAACUCACGUUAUCAAUUUAUCUGGUGGUUCGAAUUAUUGGGAAACUGAAGAAAAAAUAUUAAAGUUUUUGGAUCAACAAAAAAAACAAAUUAAAGAUUCAGAGCAGUCUUUGAAAAAAAGUAAUGACUCAUCAAAUGAGAGUAAUGAAAUCGGGGAUAAAGUGAUAGAUAAUGGAAUUGUUGUUAUUGGUAAAGCGGUAGAUAAUAAAUUUAUUGAUAAAGCGGUAGAAAAUGAAAUUAAUGAUAAAGUGGUAGAUAAUGAAAUCGUUCCUCUCAGGUAUCUCAAGAUAAAUAUUACGGACGACCCAUCGUCCAAUAUAUCUAAACAUUUUCAUGAAUGUAUUGAUUUUAUCGAGAACGCAAAGUCAACAAACGGUCGUGUCUAUGUUCAUUGUCUAGCUGGAAUAAGCCGAUCUACAUCGAUCGUAAUUGCCUACCUGAUGAAUUCACAAAAAAUACAUUAUAAUCAAGCAUUUAAUUUAGUUAAAGAGAAGAGACCAAAUGUGAAACCCAAUCAGGGAUUUGUGGAGCAAUUGCGAAAAUUUGAAAAGACAGUUGUGGCACACCAUC
Messenger RNA from Rhizophagus irregularis DAOM 181602=DAOM 197198, 737 nucleotides. Lineage: Eukaryota; Fungi; Glomeromycota; Glomeromycetes; Glomerales; Glomeraceae. The record is from RefSeq and is a predicted model, not a curated record.